AUGUGUCUACAAAAACUUAUUUAUUCACAGUGUCCAGCUCUUCUAGCCAUUUUUCUUUCAUUUCUUUUCAUUUUCUCCUUUUGUUUUCCUUUUUUUCCCAUUUUUCAAAAUGCAUCUUCAGCUUCUGUCAUUCAAAUCUUGCAUAUCCUUACAUACAUACCAUUACUAUUACCGUUUCCCCAAACCUCCUGCCAAACUAACAAGCCCAAUUUUUACUGUUUGCACACAGCAGCAGAUGUACUUAACCUCUACACACUGGGCACAAAUGCACACAAGCCGUAUUCUUACAUUUGUGACAACUCUCAGAUUCAUUUGCUUUUAAUUGCAAACACAUUUCAAUUAGACGCAUUUCUUUGCUCGUUCUUUAUUUUCUCUUUUUCCUCCCCUCUCACCUUUUCUAUCUUCCAUUUUAAUUUCCUUCUUUUUUUUUUAUCUUUUUUAUCUUUUUCCUCAAAUUAUCUCCCUUUUCUUUGCCUUCUUUUCACCUUUCUCUCUUUUUUAUUAUCUUCUUUUAUUCUGAUUUUUAUUGCGCACCUUGGAAUUUUAUCUUUUAAUCUUUUCCUUUUCAUCUUUCUUUUUCAUGUUCUGUUCUUUUCCAUCUUAUUUUUUUCCAUUUAUCUUUUUCCUUUUCAUCCAUUCUUUUUCAUCAUAUUUUCCUUUUCAUCUUCCUUUUCAUUGUUUCAUUUCCUUUUAAUCUUUUCAUUUCCUUCAUUUUUUCUUUUCAUCUUUUCCUUUUCAUUCUUUUCAUCUUCUUUUCCUUUUCAUUACUUUUCACCUUCUUUUCCUUUUCAUUGUUGCUUUUCCUUUUCAUCUUUUCUUUUUCAUCUUCUUUCCUUUUUCCUCUUUUUUCCAUUCAUCUUUUUUCCUUUUCAUUUUAAUCUUCUUUUUCAUAAUUUAUUUUCUUUUCCAUCUUUUCUUUUUUCUAUUUCUUUUGUUUUACACCUGUUUUCUUUUUUCUUCCUCUUUUUUGUUUAUACUCUGUUUCCACCUUCUCUUUCUUGUCUGUCUCUUUACAUCUUCUUUUUCCUUUCUCUUUUUUACCUUCCCUUUCUUUCUCCUCUUUUCCACUAUUUUCUUUCUGUACAUUACCACCUUGUUUCCUUCCUCCCCUUUUCUGUCUUCUAUUUUCUUUCUCCCUGUUUCCACCUUGUCUUUCCUUUCUCCCUCUUUCAAACUUCUCUUUCCUUUCUCCCCUUUUCUAUCUUCCUGUCUUCUCUCAUUCUUUCUACCAUUUCAUUCUUUCUCCCUGAUUCCACCUACUCUUUCCUUUCUCCAAUUUUCCAUUUUCUCUUUCUUUUCUCCUUUUUUCUAUUUCUCUUUUCUUUAUCUCCACUUUCUCUUUCCUUUUUCCUCUUUUCUAUUUUUUCUUUCCUUUCUCCCAUUUUCUACCUUUUCUCCCAUGUCCCUCUUCUCUUUCUCUCCUUUUCUACCUUCUUGUUCCUUUCUCCCCUUUUCUGUCUUAUCUUUCCUUUCUCCUCUUUUCUGUCUUAUCUUUCCUUUCUCCCCUUUUCCACCUUUUUUUUCCUUUGUCUCCUUUUCCACCUUAUCUUUCUUUUCUCCCACAUCCCAUCUUCUCUUUCUCCCCUUUUCUGUCUUCUCUUACCUUUCUCUCCUUUUCCACCUUCUCUUACCUUUCUCCCCUUUUCUGUCUUAUCUUUCCUUUCUCCCCCUUUCUUUCUUUUCUCCCACAUCCCAUCUUCUCUUUCUCCCCUUUUCCACCUUCUCUUUCUUUUUUCCCCUUUUCCACCUUCUCUCUCUUUUCUCCCACGUCCCAUCUUCUCUUUCUCCCCUUCUCCACCUUCUCUUUCUUUUUUCCCCUUUUCCACCUUUUUUUCUUUUUCCCCACGUCCCUCUUCUCUUUCUCCCUUUUCCACCGUCUCUUACCUUUCUCCCCUUUUCUGUCUUAUCUUUCCUUUCUCCCCCUUUCUUUCUUUUCUCCCACAUUCCAUCUUCUCUUUCUUCCCUUUUCCACCUUCUCUUUCCUUUCUCCCCUUUUCCACCUUUUCUUUAGUUUCUACCUCUUUUCUCUCUUUCCUUUUCCUUUUCUGUUUUUUCUAUACUGUUAUCUUUCAUUUUCUUUCUCUCUACUCCCACAUAUUUUUCUUUAUUUACCAACAUUAA
Messenger RNA from Acanthosepion pharaonis, 2121 nucleotides. The record is from the annotation of a GenBank genome assembly. NCBI's taxonomy places the organism in Eukaryota, Metazoa, Mollusca, Cephalopoda, Sepiida, Sepiidae.